AUUCCUUCGCCAAAAAGUAGCAGCACACGCAGAAAUAGAGAAACCAAUUUGUAUUAAAAGAGCCAGUUUUUGGUAUCAAGCCCGAAAGAUUUCUGAUUUCCUAUUAAAAUUCCCCCACAAAGCCAUUCUUUUUGUCGCAGGAUCAUGAUGGUUUUUUAGAGUGAGCAUUUUGACAAUAAGAAUAUGUUAAAUCUGUUAUCAAUAUUCAAUUUUGCCAAGUUUUCCAUUUCCUCCUCCACUUUUACCCUUGGCGUACAAAAGAGAAAACCGAAAGGAAGGAACGAAGCGCAGAGGAAGAACAGCCUAUAGUCGCUGGCGGUUCUUCGUACCAAAAAAAGACGGGUUGUCGCUGGCGGAAGGACGAAAAGGAGUUUUAGAGAGAGAAAAAGAGCGAAAAUUGUGGAGAUGCCAAUCGCUUUUGAUCUAUGGAGGACUUUUUGGUAAUGGGCGGCCCACGCAGGAGCUCGCUGUUAUAUCUCUACUUACCUUUCUUUCUCUUUACGCUUUACAUCCAUUCCGUGCCUCCUUCAAUUGUUCUCGAACAAGUCGGUGGAAGAUUGAGUCAUGAAGAUGUUUGAUGAAACGAGUCUUUGAACUAUUGGCGUUGAAGCGCAGAAAGGUCCAAAAUUUCGAGGUGAAUUUCACGUAUUUCCCCCAUUUUCUGCCGAUAAUAUCCGUAGUUUUGUGAAGAGAAGCAGCUUGGUUUUUGUUUUCCUGAGCUGGUUUGCAGAAGGGAAGAAGUGACAUCAAAUAUUGCUGAAAACAGAGGAUUUGGAGAUUCUUUUCUUGUGCUGUGAAUUUAGAAUCCAGUGGAUCAUAAAUAAAAUUCAUUGUAAAGCUGGCAAUUUGCAGUUCAAGUGCUGUCGUUUUGAUUCGAGAUUCCUGCUCCAAAGUGAAAUUUCAACUUUCUAGAUAUAGCUUCUGAUUCACAUGCGAUAGUUUUGUGAGGAUGGAAGAAAAGGCUGUUAUUUGAAUUAAAAAAACAGGAAGAGAGGUGUGGGAUUUGGUGUACAGAGGAAGAAAAGUUUCUGAUUCCUUGCAGCCUAGGAGAACAGAAGCAUCUCAUGGGCUAUAGAUUUUGAUUAUUUUAGAGAACUGAAGUGCUGAUAUUGAAACUUUGUUUUGAGUGCCUAGUUGAUGCAACUCUUCUUUGGCACCUCGUAGUGAAUUCUUGUAUGCCAGGUCCUUUUUUGGCUUAGUCUUCAAUUUGCCAAGAGUUGCAGUUUGGCGCUAAUAAUGACAAAGAAACACAAACGUUUUACACGAUGGAAAAAGGAGAAUGUAGGUUGCAUGCAGGGUCUGAUCAGUAUUUUUGACUUUCGCCGAGGACGUUCUACUCAAAGGUUUCUUUCAGAUAAAAAAUGUGGUAGUUCUAGAAAUUUAGGCAUUAGCAAUUCAAGAAACAAAGUUGGUCUCCCAUGUAAUAAUAUAGAGGAAAAUCAUGGAGAUGCUGAGAAUAUAACCCCCAUAUCUGAUACUGAACCUGAGGAAGAUAACAGGGUUGAUUUGGGUGUUUCUAGUUUCAACACACUCAGGAAAAAAGAAAUUCCAAGAUCAAAUCACUCGAGGAAGGAAUUUGAUUCAAAAAUAGAAUGGAUAAAAGCUGAGUUGGGAAUUGGAGCCAAUGUUGAGAAGAAUCACAAGGAAUCAACUAAGAAUGGUGUAGUUGGCUCUAAAAAUAAUUUAAAUUCUUCUCCAAGUUUGAUGUCACAGCAAUCCGAUUAUCCCAAUAUGUCAACAUUGCUUUCAUCUGACAUAGACCUCGGUGAAUUUAUGUUAGAUUACUGCAAAAAUGGCUUGUAUUGGGAAAGAAAACAAUUUGAAUAUGAAAAUAAGACAGGUCAGUUUCCUUUCCCUGCAAUUGAGAGCGAUCUAAAAAUGAGUGAGGAUGAUGUUGCAUCUGUGACUGUUCUUCAGAAGGCCAUUGUUGAUUUAAGUGAGGCCUUUCUAAGACAGAAUUCUAUCAACUCAAGUGAGAACAAAGAGGUUCAUCAACCAAAGGACAUCGUUAAUGUGUUCGAGAUUCUGAAUUCAAACAAGGAGCUAUUCCUCGAGAUUCUUCAAGAUCCAAAUUCACCGAUCCGAAAGCAUAUUCAAGAAUUUCAAAAUGUUCAAUGUGGUAAAGCUUCUAUACAAAAUCAGUUGUUCAGUGAACUCCCAGUAUCAAAAAGGUUUCAAAAACAAAGUGGUCCUUACUCAUUUCGGACAAAAGAUAAGUUAACAGUAGUGUGCCAAUCAAAUGAAAGAGAUGAUGCUAAAGGUCCAGACACCAUUGUUGUUUUGAAGCCCACUCAGUUGAGAAAUCAAAAUCUUUCAAGUAUGAUAAAUCCAAUAGCUUCUAUUCCAUCAUAUUGUAAUAUUGAAAACAAGGAAGAUAGAGAAAGGCUUUCCUCUAAUUUUUCUGUCAAAGAAAUCACGAGGAGGUUCAGAAAUGUAAUUGGACCAAGCAAAAGGGGGAAGGACCGAAUUGCCAUGGAUGGCAUUAUGCAUAAAAUCCCAUAUGGUAAAGAGAUAUCAAGAAAGAAUGCAACUUCUAGCAGUAGAGAACACACUGAAAAUGGCAGAGAAAAUAGAUCGGAUACCAAAGAAAUUCAGAAGAAAAAUCAUAGAUCGGAUACCGUAGAAAUUCAGAAGAAAAAUCAAUUUUCAAUUGCUUCGAAAACUGCUGGUCGCAAGAAAUUGAGCAAAAAUGCUGCUCCUAGUGUGCUCUACACAGAAGCUGCUUUCUGUGAUGAAGCCAGGAAAAAUCUUGCUGAGUUUCUUCGUAUUUGUAGUGAAAACGAAUCAUUGCCUUCUAUUCAGGUAUCAAAAUCCUUGGGUAGAAUACUUUCUUUUCCUGGAUUUAACUCUCCAAGACAUAAUCUGGCAAGAGAGAAGGAUGCCAAGGAAGCCGAGUCUCUUCAGGAAAACACUUCUUUACUACAAAAGCAAAAAAAUAUUGCAGAACAUUUGGAUCUUUUGAGGCAUAAGGAGAGCUUCCCCAGCACUGAUAAAAUCCCGGAAGCUGUAAAUGAGAUUAUGGAGAUUGUGGAAGUUGAAGACAAAGAAUGCAUUCAAAUUGAAGAGGCUAGCCAACUAGAAGCACAGUCUAUGUUGACUAUCAAUGAAGAUGAUCUUCCCAGUGGAACAUUAGUGGAAGAAGAAUCUUCCAUGCUACUAGAGCCAGAACAAUCAGAAGCGAAGACUCUUAUGCCCUCGAGUUCUUCAGAAAAACAAGUACUUAAAGAUGCUGAUUGUGCUGUAGAGAAGGCCGUCCGUCCAAGUCCAAUUGCAGUUCUUGAACCUCUCUUCCUUGAAGAUCCCGGCAUGAUAACAGAUCAUGCAACCACUCUUGAGACAAAAACAAAGCCUAGAGAAUCUCAAAUUGAUGACUCUGCAGCUGCUUCAGGCUCACCAGAUUCUGAAGAAGACUUAAUAACAUGUUCAGAAUUCGAUGAAGCUUUGUUGUUUGAUGAAUUGGAAGUCUCCUACAGCUUGUUUAUCGAUGAUCCAAAGCUUCUCUUUGAUUCCAUAGAUGAAGUGCUUACUGAAAUCAAGGAGAGGCAUUUCAGUUGCACCCCUUGGGUUUCUUUAAUCAAGCCAACCAUUUGGUCUGUACCUAAACAAGAAUAUUUCAUGAAGGAAGCAUGUAGAAGGAUAAAUUGGCAUUUGGAUGUGCAGUCUCCAAGCACAUUGAAGGAUGCUGUAAAGAAAGAUUUGGAUGGUACAAUUUGGUUUGAUCUUCAGUUUGAAGCUGAAAGAGCAGUUGAUGAGAUUGGAGAUGCCAUUUUAGAUUAUCUGUUUGAAGAAACAGCAUUGGAAUUGUGGGAUUGAUCUGGAGUGUUGAAGGCAGCAAAUAAUGGUUGAAAAAACAACAGCUUCUUAGCACAUAAUUUUUUUCCACAUUAAAGGGUGUGUUUAACGAGAGAUUAUUCUGUGCGGACAUUAGACGGUCCGGAGACUUACCAGAACACUCCACGUCACCCGGUAAUGAACAAAAAAGUGACAUGACACAUUUUAGUCGGUCUCCGGACGCCGUCUGGGGCCCGCACAAAAUAAUUUUUCGUGUUUAACAUAGACAUGGCUCAACUACCAGUGUUUGUAGAAACAGAGGAAUGUGAUCUCUCUCUCUCUCUCUCUCUAUCUAUCUAUCUAUCUAUCUAUUCUGUAUAUACCUGCUGAAUUUGACCAGCUGUAGUUUUGAGGAAUUCUUUUCCUUUUGGUGACCUGAAAAUGGUGGAGAUUUGGAGUUGAUAGGUGCUGAAUAUCUUAUUUUGUUUGUUUAUUA
Molecule: messenger RNA, 4267 nt
Organism: Dendrobium catenatum
Lineage: Eukaryota; Viridiplantae; Streptophyta; Magnoliopsida; Asparagales; Orchidaceae
Exons: 7
Coding region: 1237-3813 (858 amino acids)
Source: RefSeq, a predicted model, not a curated record